Messenger RNA from Dendronephthya gigantea, 1879 nucleotides. RefSeq names its product WD repeat-containing protein 54-like. The record is from RefSeq and is a predicted model, not a curated record. The transcript is spliced from 8 exons. The coding region runs from base 620 to 1591 and encodes 323 amino acids. Gene Ontology annotation, biological process: cilium-dependent cell motility; sperm axoneme assembly; cilium assembly. Lineage: Eukaryota; Metazoa; Cnidaria; Anthozoa; Malacalcyonacea; Nephtheidae. Gene Ontology annotation, molecular function: protein binding.
UAAUGGGGUUAUGCAAUAACCAAGGUUAACAACGAGGAAACCGGUCAGUGACGUCAGGUAACCACGUGACCGAAGGGGAGGGGCGAGUGGAGGCAAGGUGCGGAGCAGAGCCCGCAGAGGGCAUUAACAACCCGUCGGCGAACGAGCGACAACGUCGACAACAGCAGCUUGUGGUAAAGUGCUAUUAGUAAAUUUCUUUCUUUCUUCUUUGGUUUACUCCCUUCAUUUGCCUGUCUUUUCCACCAACAAAGUUGGUGUGAAGGGUUAGCUCUCGGCGUGGGGAGGGGGUGCGUGCUCAGCUUAAGAUACCGUAGGGAUCUCAACCUGGCUCCAAGUAACAGCACUCGUUCCAAGCCACCCCUCCCGCGAGCGACGAGCUAACACCUAACCAUCCAAUCGGGUAAGUAAGAUGGACGAAGGUGUUAAAUACAAUUAGUGGAUAAGCUGGAAAUAAUUUACUCAAAUAUUCCCAAUCUUCCUUGUCCGAUAGUUUCCGAUUGUGGACCGGGAAGCCACGGUUGUGAACAGCAACCAAGGUUCAUAAACAACCAAACUUCUAGCAUUUUUAUCUUUUUACAUCUUUUCAUUUUCCCGUUAUUUAUUGCAAAAUUUUGCGAGGAUGUACAAGAAGCAGGCAUCGAUGGCCUUAAAAGGCACACCUUCAAUGCUUCCUAAUAAUAUGGCUACAAACAAAACGAAGCAUUUAUCGUAUGCAGUUGUACACAAGUCUGUUGUUUGUGUCAACACGAUAGUCGCAGCUGGUUCAUCGCCUGUGCAAAAGCAGAUUGCAUGCAAAGGAGAUGGCUCAGCAGGGAAUGUUACUGUUAUGCAGGCCAAGUGGUGUCAUGUAUCAGGCAGAGACAUCCUGGUAAUUGCUUCUGCGAAAGGAGUGCAGAUGUAUGAACAAGAUGGUUCAAUUAUGAUAUUCUGGCAUUCCGUCUCCCAGCAACAGCUGGAAAAUAAAUCAUUCUCAUAUUUUGCAAGAGGAAUUUGUUCUACCUUAAAUAAAUACCUGUGCAUUGGAACAUGCACUGGGUCAAUUCUGGUGUUUGACAUUCCAUCGCAAGGCACAACGAUAACUCUACACAAAACCUUAGACCAUCAUAAUGUUGGCAUCACAGACCUAGCAAGUGUAAAGGAUAAAUUAGUUUCCGCUGACGAGGAUGGUAAUAUUGUGGUGUGGCAAUGUGAUCAGACAAUGAAGAAAAUUACAGAAAUACGAGGCUCAGGAACACCAUGUACAAGUCUUGCUCUGUGGAAUGGCUUCAUCCUAGCAGCCUAUAGUUCGGGGCAUAUUCGUAUAUACGACUUGGCUCUUGGGAUACUGAAAAUUGAGAUAUGCGCUCAUUCGAGAUGCAUCAAUUCAUUAGAUAUCGCGUCUGAAUCUUGUCUGCUGUUAUCAGUCAGCGAAGACUCCUUCGUCAGAGUUUGGGCGUUACCAAAAGACUCAUCUAACAAGGUGGAGUUAGUUUUCCAAGCUCCUGUGUCGGACAGCCAGCUGUGUGGUGGACGUUUUCUAGACGACGCUGGUCAAUCCUUUGGUGUCAGCGGUUAUGAUUUAGCAGAAAUAGUUGUCUUUGGCAAAAAAUAGCUUAUAAACAUUGAAUUAAACCUUUCAGCAUUGAUCUUUCUUAUUUCGUCACAAGAAUAGAUUAUUUAUCCUAUCAAUAAAUUCUGUAAUUACAAUUACAAUCUAUACUGUAAUUACAAUGCAUAGAAGAAUACUCUGGAUUGUGUAAACUAUUUUAAUCAUGCGAGCAUAAAAUGUUUAGUCGUGGUGACUUCUAUAAUAUGGUAUUUUAAAUUUAGGGAAAAUUAAAUUAUACACUAGAGAAAAAAUAAAUUAUUGUGUAUACCUGAGUUAAGAAGACGUUUUAAA